UUAAUCGCUUUCAUUUUAUUCAACGAGAGCGUCUUCCUUUGUCUUUUUCUCUCUGUAUACCCUUUGUACAAUUCCUUCCCUUCUAGGGUUCCUUCUCCUCCUUAAAUCAUGGAAUCGGAGGACGAUUUCGAUAUGCAAGACGCCAAUGAAUCGGCCGAGGACGACGAUUUCUACAGCGGCUUCGAUGACGACGCCGCUGGUCCUGCCUACGCAUACGAUAGCGACGACGAUGCCGACGUUGCCGAUUACGAAUUCAUGCAUAACGAUUCCGAUGAUUCUGAUGAUCACAUCUUUCAUCGCCACCAGCUAAAUUAUACUAUUUUGAGUGAGUCGGAUAUUCGUCGGCGUCAAGAGGAAGAUAUAACAAAGAUAUCCACUGUGCUUUCUAUUUCGAAAGUUUCAGCGCGUGUACUGCUCCGCUUUUAUAAUUGGAGUGUCAGUAAAGUGCAUGAUGAAUGGUUUGCAGAUGAAGAAAAGGUUCGCAAAUCUGUUGGCUUAUUGGAGAAACCAGUUGUUGAAUUUCCAAAUGCUAAAGAACUGACUUGUGGGAUAUGUUUUGAAACCUAUCCAUGUGGUAGCUUGCAUGCUGCUGCUUGUGGUCAUCCAUUCUGUAAUACAUGCUGGACAGGGUAUAUCAGUGCAUCCAUUAAUGAUGGUCCUGGUUGUUUGAUGUUGCGAUGUCCUGACCCAUCUUGUAGUGCUGCCAUUGGUCAAGAUAUGAUUAAUCUACUAGCAUCUGAUGAGGACAGAGAGAAAUAUUCUCGGUAUUUUAUUCGAUCUUAUGUUGAAGAUAACAGAAAGACCAAAUGGUGUCCUGCACCAGGUUGUGAUUUCGCUGUGGAUUUUGUUGUUGGUAGUGGUAAUUAUGAUGUUACUUGCCGUUGUUCAUAUUGCUUCUGCUGGAAUUGUACUGAGGAAGCCCACCGUCCUGUAGAUUGUGGCACUGUAGCCAAAUGGGUAUUGAAGAAUAGUGCAGAGUCAGAAAAUAUGAAUUGGAUAUUGGCUAAUUCCAAGCCUUGUCCAAGGUGCAAGCGACCAAUCGAGAAAAAUCAGGGCUGCAUGCAUAUGACAUGUACACCCCCAUGCAAAUUUGAAUUUUGCUGGCUCUGCCUUGGUGCUUGGUCGGAGCAUGGUGAGCGGACAGGUGGUUUCUAUGCAUGCAAUCGUUACGAGACAGCAAAACAAGAGGGAGUGUACGAUGAGUCUGAAAAGCGAAGAGAGAUGGCAAAGAACUCUCUGGAGAGAUAUACACACUACUAUGAACGUUGGGCAACCAAUCAAUCGUCUCGGCAAAAGGCAUUCGCAGAUCUUCAGAAAAUGCAGACUGUGUUUCUUGAGAAGCUGAGUGACGUACAGUGCCAACCUGAGUCUCAGCUAAAGUUCAUCACUGAGGCAUGGCUACAGAUAGUUGAAUGUAGGCGGGUUCUAAAAUGGACAUAUGCUUAUGGAUAUUAUUUACCUGAGCGUGAGCAUGCUAAAAGACAGUUCUUUGAGUACUUGCAAGGUGAGGCUGAGUCUGGACUGGAACGACUUCAUCAAUGUGCAGAGAAGGAGCUACAAGUUUAUGUCAAUGCAGAGGGUCCAUUGAAAGAUUUCAAUGAAUUCCGAACAAAACUUGCUGGAUUGACAAGUGUGACUCGAAACUACUUUGAGAAUUUAGUUCGAGCUCUAGAAAAUGGUCUCUCAGAUGUAGAGACACAUGCUGCCUGCAGCAGGCAAGGAAGCUCGAAAAACUUGGUAGUAUGCAACAGAGGAAGAAGUGGGAAAUCUAAGGGUUCUACAUCCAGAUCAAGUGGGUCAAACAGAAACAUUGACAAUUCAGGCCACUGGUACUGUGAUCAUUGCACCUACGCAAAUGUCAAUUCUACCACAGUUUGUGCAAUGUGCCAGAAUCAUCGGUAAAUCCAUUCCUAUGCAGAUCAGCCCACCUGGAAUCGGAGAGCCUUCACCUCUGCUGUUUGGUUUCCUCGACAAAUGCUGUCAGAGCGUUUCCAGGAUGUAAGAACACUACAAAAUAUCCUUUUGUAUCUCUUCCCUGAAAAUCCGAUAAAGCAGAAUGGACAAAUAACAAAGGGUGGGAAAGGGAAACGACAUGGUCAGUGUCGAGUGUAUAGUUCUUGCUGUUCAACCAAGUUCAUUUAAAUUAAAUCUCUGCCAUGUUUCAGGAUCGGAGAAAAUGUAUUAUUUCUACCUCCUUUUCUUUAGCCCUAUGGUCAUUUAUUUAAGUUAUAAAUAUAUUUGUAUUACGCUUGAAGCUUCAAGUGGAUUUGUAAAAUGGUAACUCGGGGGCAAUGGAGCUCAUUAGUGCCUGCAUGAAUGAAAUUAAUGAAAUAAAACUAUCACACCAUUUGUUA
Mangifera indica (mango) is the source of this 2354-nucleotide messenger RNA. RefSeq names its product probable E3 ubiquitin-protein ligase ARI8. NCBI's taxonomy places the organism in Eukaryota, Viridiplantae, Streptophyta, Magnoliopsida, Sapindales, Anacardiaceae. The record is from RefSeq and is a predicted model, not a curated record. Gene Ontology annotation, molecular function: ubiquitin protein ligase activity; ubiquitin conjugating enzyme binding; zinc ion binding. Bases 109 to 1902 code for a protein of 597 amino acids. The transcript is spliced from 15 exons. Gene Ontology annotation, cellular component: ubiquitin ligase complex; cytoplasm. Gene Ontology annotation, biological process: positive regulation of proteasomal ubiquitin-dependent protein catabolic process; ubiquitin-dependent protein catabolic process; protein polyubiquitination.